Molecule: messenger RNA, 1192 nt
Organism: Carica papaya (papaya)
Lineage: Eukaryota; Viridiplantae; Streptophyta; Magnoliopsida; Brassicales; Caricaceae
Source: RefSeq, a predicted model, not a curated record
UUAAUUAUUAGAUAUACCGGAUUGCCUUCCCCGAAUUCCCAUAAUUUGGUUGUCAUCAAAAACUUGUAGCUCAGAAGACAUAGUACUUCUUUAGUCAGAUUUUUGCUUUUGCUGUUUGAAGGCAGAAGUCUUACUAAAUGUCAAUUAUCUGAUUCACCUUUUUUAUUGUUGCAGUGGGCCCUGUGUAUCAUACUUACUCCGUAAACGAGCACUUUAUGAUGACAUGUCAAGGUAUACAUGCUGUGCUGGUUAUAUGCCCUGUAGUGGCAGGUGUGGGGAAAGCCGAUGCCCUGAAUUCUGCCUUUGCACUGAGGUUUUCCUCUGCUUUGGCAAUUCAGUGGCCUCUACACGCUUUCUGUUGCAAGAUGAAUUCAAUAUUCAGACAACACAGUGUGAUAACUGCAUUAUUGGUUUCAUGUUCUGCCUCCAACAAAUAGCAUGCAUAUUUUCCAUAGUUGCAAUGAUUGUUGGAAGUGAUGAAAUUCAAGAGGCUUCUCAAUUGCUGUCGUGUAUGGCUGAUCUGGUGUAUUGCACGGUUUGUGCAUGCAUGCAGACGCAACACAAGAUCGAAAUGGACAAGCGGGAUGGCAAAUUUGGUGAUCAACCAAUGGCUGUGCCUCCAGUUCAGCAGAUGUCACGCAUUGAUCAACCAAUACCUCCUUCGGUUGGGUAUCCACAGCCUGCAUAUGCACAGCCCUAUGGUUAUCCUCCCCCUCAGGCCCAAGGCUAUCCUGCUCAAGGUUAUCCUCCUCCUGGUUAUCCCCCGCAACCUCAGUACCCACCUGCUGAUUAUCCUCCGCCUGGCUAUUCUAGGUAAAAAGGUUUGUUUGUUGCGAGUGCUAGUCCUCUUUUUACGUUCCUGAGUUUCGUCAACGGGGGGCAUGAAAUGGAGAUGGCAUUACAUGGUAGAUACUACUUGCAGGCAGGGGAUGUUGACAUGUUUGAACAUUUGGCUUUCCAAUAUUUAUCCAGAUUUGCUGUUCCCCUGUACAUUUCAUUAUCUAUAUAUAUAUUCUUUUUCCUCCGCCCGCAUUUGCGUGUAUAAAGUUUGUAACUUUUGAGUGCCCACAUUGUGGUUACUUAAAAAGAGCACGAUUUGUGACGACAUUGAGCUUUCCUUUUCACUAAGAUUAGAGCAGUUGGUUUUCAUUAUCAAACACUGAAUAAGAUAUGGAUUGUUCAAAUUGGCUUC